AAAUAUCUCUAUGAGACCCAGUAGAGGAGGUGUACAAAAGAAAUCAAAAACUAUGGAUUAUACAAAUUAUGCCUAUAAUGAGGCAGUGGGUAGAUUAAAAAUGAUGUUGGCUGAUUCAUAUACAGCGCCUAAGACAAACACCAGCUCCUCGUAUUUGAGAAGUUUUAACGAUGAUUCAGCGGAUAAUUAUUCGGAUAAUAUGUCGACCAUAGACCGUCCGGUGUUUGCAGAUAUUUCUAAGUAUUUAUCCCCCAGUCAAAAGUCACGCUUGGCUGGUGGCAGUUAUCGCCCCAAGAAGACUUUAAGUGGAUUUUCUGCCUCCAAGGAGAAUUUAACUUCCCCGGCCAGACAAUAUCAGGCCACAGCUCUACCUACUGCAGCAGUCAGUAGCUCAGCGGCUGUGGACUAUUAUGCCUCUACACCAAAAACCCAAAUGCCACCCACUGACAGUGUCCAAGCUCCGGUAGAAAUCUUUAAUUUUAUCGAAAAACAAGAGGAUUAUAUAGAGCAAUUGGAAAAGGAAUCGAAAUAUUGCCGCAAUGAAUUAACCAAUCUAUUGGGUAAAGUUAAAGAUGUGAUCAAUGAAAAUGAACAGUUAACCGAACAUGCUCGUAGUGAAUUGAAUAAUUUGGGUAAAAGUGAAAAAAUAACGACUAGUCCUUCCUCGGAUAGUGAUGAUAUUUUAUAUACAAAUAAGAAAACUUCAACGCCUCGCAAAAAGGAAGUUAAAAGUCCUCGUUAUGCCUCGGCUCCUAAUAUAGUGUAUGAGGCUCGUAUUAGUGAACUAGAGGCUGAACUAAUGCAGGCUAAUAUAGAUCUAAAACGUGUUAAAACCGAGAAUGAUGAUUUAAAAAAGAAACUGGCACGUUCAGAUAUUUCCACUUCACCCAAUUCGGCUUUAAAUUGUGAAGCUCAUCGUAAACAAAUUGAUUUAUUGCAAAAAGAUAAAUCGAACUUGGAGGACACCAUUAGACAAUUGCAUAAAUCCUUAGAUGAGGCCAAGUCUCAGCAAUACGCUCAAUCCUCUAAACGUUAUAUCAAUGAUCUCGUACAAAUGGAAAGAUCACAAGCUGAGCUGGAAGUACGCCAUUUAAGAGAUGAACUAGAUCGUCAGCAUGAACGUGUGCGUGAACUACAACACGAAAUGGCUAGACGUUUGGCGGAUGAGCGUGCCAAUGCCGAGAGACGUUAUAAUAAUCAAGUUGAUCAGUUGGGUGGUGAUCUCAGCUCACAAUGGGAACAAGUUGCCAAGCUACAAUUGGACUUGGAGAGACAAAAACGUUAUGAAAAUGAUAUGAAACGUGAUUUAGCUAAUCGUAAUUCCCAAAUUGAGGAACUUAAAAUGGAGCUAAGAGCUAAUCGUUCCACUUUCUUGGCCGACAUGGCUCAAGUUAAUGCCGAAAAGCAAUCGUUGGAACAAGAAAUUACCGCUUUACGUUUGCAACUUGAUCGUGCUUCACGUGAGAAUAAAACCGAGGCGGCUCGUUUAAAUGCAGAAAUCAAUUCAUUGAGACAACGUUUAGAUCGAGCUGAUGCCGAUCUGUUGCACUCGAAAAGGGAAGUGUUGCGUUUGAAUGAUGAAAUCGCUAAUUUGGAAAAAGAGUUGGCCUAUGGUGAAAUGAAAAAUGAAAUACGUCCCACUAAAAAGGAUUUGGAUAAACGGAUUUCCGAAAUGCAAGAAAAGCAUGCCGAGACUGUUAAUGAACUAGAAGAAAUGAUACAAAGUCAAAAGCAACUCAUGGAUAAAUUAACCAAUGAAUGUAAAACAUUAACGAAUAAAUUAGAAGAUACAACUUUAAAACACAAGUAA
Messenger RNA from Lucilia sericata (common green bottle fly), 1810 nucleotides. RefSeq names its product serologically defined colon cancer antigen 8 homolog. The coding region runs from base 11 to 1810 and encodes 599 amino acids. The record is from RefSeq and is a predicted model, not a curated record. NCBI's taxonomy places the organism in Eukaryota, Metazoa, Arthropoda, Insecta, Diptera, Calliphoridae. The transcript has 4 exons. Gene Ontology annotation, cellular component: centrosome; centriole. Gene Ontology annotation, biological process: tube formation; neuron migration; establishment of cell polarity.